AUGGCCCCAGGCUUUGGCAAUGAGGAUCCAUCCGUGAAGGAACACCAGCUCCAGGCUGCACCUGGGUCAUUCAAUAGAAGAAAAAGAAAUUCCCUCUACGUAACUGUGACUCUCCUCAUUGUGUCAGUAUUAAUUCUUACGGUGGGCCUAGCUGCUACAACAAGAACCCAAAAUGUGACUGUUGGAGGUUAUUACCCUGGGGUUAUUCUUGGUUUUGGGUCAUUUCUUGGAAUAAUUGGAUCAAACUUGAUAGAAAACAAAAGACAAAUGUUGGUUGCAUCCAUUGUCUUCAUCAGUUUUGGAGUCAUUGCUGCAUUCUGCUGUGCCAUAGUUGAUGGGGUCUUUGCUGCCAGACAUAUAGAUCUUAGGCCACUAUAUGCAGGCCGAUGCCAGUAUUAUUCCAAAAGUACAACUCCGCCCGAGGGGAUCUGUAAUCCUCAGCGCCGGGGACCCUGCACACCUAAAAUAAAAACCAACACCUGCUUCUGCUGUGACCUAUACAACUGUGGAAACAGAGUGGAAAUUUCCGGUGGCUACUAUGAAUAUAUUGAUGUCAGCAGCUGCCAGGAUAUUAUUCACCUUUACCACUUGCUCUGGUCAGCGACAAUUUUGAACAUAGUUGGAUUGUUUCUAGGGAUUAUCACAGCUGCCAUCCUUGGAGGCUUUAAAGACAUGACUCCCUCCCUUCCUACACUGAACUGUACAGUUGAAAAUGCGCAUCCCUCAGUAUCCUAUUACUCGAGGCCACAGGUGACUUCUUACAACACUUAUUACCACAGCACACCUCAUCUGCCGCCAUACUCAGCGUAUGACUUCCAGCAUUCCAGUGUGUUUCCAGCUUCCACUCCUUCUGGACUUUCAGAUGAUCCCCAGUCAAUGUCACCAUCUCCAAGCUACAUGUGGUCCUCCAAUGCUCCUCCUCGUUAUUCCCCACCAUAUUUUCCUCCUUUUGAAAAGCCACCACCUUAUACACCCUAAAGAAAAAAUGUGCUGUUGAAAUAUUUGUGAACAUUUUGUAUUUAUAUUUUACUGGGGUGGGAGAGAGAGAACAUUACAGAAGACAAUAUAAAAUACUGAGUUCUGUUCAUUCUUGCAAGACUUAUUUUACAGGUUUAACAAGCGUGUAUAGAGCAAGGAUUAUUGCAUUGGUGCUUAUUAGUAUCAGUGAAUAGCAGGUGACCUAAAUUCAAGCCUGUUUUACAAUACAAUUCACAGUAGUCCUUGAUUUUUAAAGAGGUGCUACCUGGUCAGACUAUUGAUCGUAGUCUGCCAUGCUUCAGCUUGAGCCAAGCAGUAACCUGGAUACAUAUGGAGUGGAGAUGGCCAGAAUUGCUCUACAGAUGAGGAUGCUUGCAAAUCAUCUUUGAUGUUAAUUUUGUUUGGCCUUUCACUUCCUACAGUCAGAAUAUCACUGGGCUACAGAAUGUAGUUAAUAUUUUUCAUUGAUUACAGUCUACAUCCUUAUCAAAGGAAAAUCCAAAGAAGAGCAUGAGUUUCUUAAAUCAUAAUACAAACCUAUGGGAGAUGAUGCCCUGUAGUAAUCCUAUAACUGGAGUAGAGCCUACUGAGGGAGAACUGCAUGAGCCAGGUUGGCUUUUUUCCAGAUACUUCAUAAGGUAGGAGGUGUAACAUUGAACAGAGUAUUGCUAGUUCCGGUAUGUAUAAAUGAUAUACAAAUCACUGUUUGAAUGGUGGUGUAUCUACAAUCCAGUUGCUAAUACCUCCUAAAUAGAAAGAUUCAUUUUUUUCCCAUUCUGCAAAGAAAAGGCAUCUGAUGCUGUCUGUCCAGAAAUCACUGAAUCACACUUCAGCAAAACCAUGUGUUUUCCUUGGGAAUUUUUGUUAAGACUGUUUUGAAUCAGCACUCUGUAUAGGAACUUUUUUUAGUGGCUGUAUUACAGACUGCAUGUAAUGAAUUUCCAUUAUUUGUUCUGAAGAUGUAAGUCUUUUGUGGAUAAAAUUCAACACAAUGUAAACAAUAGAUUAGGACAAAGAAUGUGCUGUUAUUGUUGUGAGUUCUUUUAAUCUUCAAAUGAUAAUUGUGCUGAUCUAGAUUUCAUGCAGCUUUUGCAUGCAUCUUGCAUAACAAAAAAGUUCAAUCUUAUUAAGUGGCACAAUGCGCCUUUAAAGUCUGGUUGUUGCUCAAGAAGUGAUUUCGUUUGGCAACUUCCGGUUGAGAACUGCUCACUGAGUAUUCCAUCUCAUGUCUGUUUACUUUGGAGAUAAAAAUAAAGUAUCUGCUUUUUACUUGUUAUAUUUGAAAGGCUGGAUUCUAUUUCAACUCCUGCACCUGAAGAAGUGUAAACUGUCAAGCAGCACAUAUUUAGAGCUGUGCCACCUCAAUCCAGACAAAAUGUAAUGGUGAGCAAAAUUCAGCUUUGUAGAGUUUAAUGCUGUUAAGUGAGCCACAACAAAUGCAGUUGGGACUUCAGACUGCAGCAUCUUUCUGUGUGCAACCCAAGCAAAGGUGAGGUGGUGUCACAAAGGAAGCUACCUGUUGAACCCAUGAUGCCACUUUCAGAGAACAACCACGCUUUAACAUGCUGCUUUUAAUCCUAUACAUUUGCAAAGCAUUUAGACAGUUUUUAAAACUCAGCAGUUCCCUAUCAGGUACAAGUCUAUCUAGUCUCAAAUUAAAGAGAGAUUAAAUUGUUCAUCCAGAAGCAAAUGUUGAACUUCUCUCUGAUAGUGAAAAUGGAGGGAGGAGAAAUACAUGGAAGAUGCUCACUGAAUUUAAAGCAGUAGUUUGUGCAGAAAUAUAUUCCAACAAGUAGACUUCCUUCCCCUCAUUAUGUACAGUUUAAAAUACAGCUCUCAUAAGAUUAGGCACCAGAAAUAAAUUAGCACACUAGUACUCCUUCUGUUCUAAAUUAGCCUUACAGCUGCUCGAUUCAAUCCCAUCUUAAAAAGAGACUUUGCAUGCAAUUAAAAAAGUGACAGUACCUGUGGGAAAUAUAUUGCAUAAAUGUUCUUCUCUCCUCACCUGGGAAACAGAGUAUGUCAGUUGUGCCUAUCCCUAUUAAAUAGGGCUAUAGGGAAUAGGCUGCAAGUCAGAAUGAAGGCCUAUUGCACAGUCACGGGGGGG
Messenger RNA from Pelodiscus sinensis (Chinese soft-shelled turtle), 3085 nucleotides. The record is from RefSeq and is a predicted model, not a curated record. Lineage: Eukaryota; Metazoa; Chordata; Testudines; Trionychidae.